Molecule: messenger RNA, 5122 nt
Organism: Labrus mixtus (cuckoo wrasse)
Lineage: Eukaryota; Metazoa; Chordata; Actinopteri; Labriformes; Labridae
Gene: fynb
Product: FYN proto-oncogene, Src family tyrosine kinase b
Exons: 13
Coding region: 242-1855 (537 amino acids)
Biological process (GO): protein phosphorylation; innate immune response; T cell receptor signaling pathway
Cellular component (GO): extrinsic component of cytoplasmic side of plasma membrane
Molecular function (GO): signaling receptor binding; non-membrane spanning protein tyrosine kinase activity; ATP binding
Source: RefSeq, a predicted model, not a curated record
CCAUCAUCAUCAUCACACGCACACACACACACACAGCGGCCACGACGAGCAGCACGGCGACACCAGGGCACCGCUCCCGUUCCUCCCGUUCCUCCCGUCAGAUCAUUCACACAGGACGGACAUGGAUUACAGAGCUCAAGAUUAUUAGACGCGUUCAAACUGGGCCUCUGUUUUGGCGGAGCACAAAGCAAUGUGGAGGAAAUAAAACUUGUGACACGUUGAAAACAAGAGAUUAUAGAUAAUGGGCUGUGUGCAAUGCAAGGAUAAGGAAGCAACCAAACUCACAGACGACAGAGACGCCAGCAUCUCCCAGGGAGCCGGGUACCGCUAUGGCGCCGACCCCACGCCACAGCACUACCCCAGCUUCGGGGUCACCGCCAUCCCCAACUACAACAACUUCCACGCCCCCGUCGGACAGGGAAUGACCGUCUUCGGGGGGGUCAGCACUUCCUCUCACACGGGGACCCUGAGGACUCGCGGUGGGACGGGAGUCACCCUCUUUGUGGCACUUUAUGACUACGAGGCGCGGACAGAAGACGACCUCAGCUUCAGGAAAGGAGAAAGGUUCCAGAUUAUCAACAGCACUGAAGGGGACUGGUGGGACGCUCGCUCGCUCACCUCCGGUGGCAGCGGCUACAUUCCCAGUAAUUACGUGGCUCCGGUGGAUUCCAUCCAGGCUGAGGACUGGUACUUUGGUAAACUGGGCCGUAAGGACGCUGAGAGACAGCUGCUGUCCACGGGAAACCCUCGAGGGACCUAUCUGAUCCGGGAGAGUGAAACCACUAAAGGUGCCUUCUCCUUGUCCAUACGGGACUGGGACGAUGUGAAAGGUGACCACGUCAAGCAUUAUAAGAUCCGCAAGCUGGACAGCGGCGGCUACUACAUCACCACCAGGGCUCAGUUUGACACGCUGCAGCAGCUGGUUCAGCACUACUCAGACCGAGCCGCCGGGCUUUGCUGUCGCUUGGUGGUUCCCUGCCACAAAGGGAUGCCCCGCCUCGCCGACCUGUCCGUCAAAACCAAAGACGUGUGGGAGAUCCCGCGGGAGUCUCUGCAGCUCAUCAAGCGCCUUGGGAACGGGCAGUUUGGGGAGGUCUGGAUGGGAACGUGGAACGGCACCACUAAGGUGGCGGUGAAGACUCUGAAGCCUGGCACCAUGUCCCCCGAGUCCUUCCUGGAGGAGGCUCAGAUCAUGAAGAAACUCCGCCAUGACAAGCUGGUGCAGCUCUACGCCGUGGUGUCUGAGGAGCCCAUUUACAUUGUCACAGAGUACAUGGGCAAAGGAAGCCUGCUGGACUUCUUGAAGGACGGAGAAGGACGAGGGUUGAAGCUGCCGAACCUGGUCGACAUGGCUGCACAGGUUGCAGCGGGCAUGGCCUACAUCGAGAGGAUGAACUACAUCCACAGAGACCUCCGCUCAGCCAACAUCCUGGUGGGAGACAACCUGGUGUGUAAGAUCGCUGACUUCGGCCUGGCCAGGCUGAUCGAGGACAACGAGUACACGGCUCGGCAAGGUGCAAAGUUCCCCAUCAAGUGGACGGCCCCGGAGGCCGCGCUGUACGGGAAGUUCACCAUCAAGUCGGACGUGUGGUCGUUUGGCAUCCUGCUGACGGAGCUGGUCACCAAGGGUCGGGUGCCUUACCCAGGCAUGAACAACCGCGAGGUCCUGGAGCAGGUGGAGCGGGGCUACAGGAUGCCGUGUCCACAGGACUGCCCCAUCUCUCUGCACGAGCUGAUGCUGCAGUGCUGGAAGAAGGACGCAGAGGAGCGGCCCACCUUCGAGUACCUGCAGGCCUUCUUGGAGGACUACUUCACAGCCACCGAGCCUCAGUACCAGCCCGGGGACAACCUCUAAACCCCCCCCCCCUCCUCCUCCUCCUCCUCCUCCUCUACCCUCUCUCUCCUCCUGCUCCGUGUAGGCCUGCAGGCUGGGACUGGACUGGCUGAAUCAGCGCUGUUACACAAACUCUGGAGCCCUCCCAGCCUGGACUUCUUUUAAGGAUCUGUACAGCUUUCUGAGCUCCAACACCAACCCCCCCUACAACACAACCCUCAGUCUACGACACGCCCCCCCAGUGUCUGAACUCUGCAAAUGCAAUGAUUAGGGAAGAGGCGGGAUGGAGGAUUAGCGGAGUGAACUGGGGCUGUGAUCAUGCAAUGAAAUCCUUGUAUUCAGUGUAAAUAAGAAAAAAGCUUGUUUUACUUUAUUUGUUGCUUCUGUUUCAGAUUUUAUUUUCUCCUGCACAAAAUAAUGAUGAUGAUGAUGAUGAUGAAGAGGGCAAAGGAAGUGAAGCAUCAGGCACGGCACAGUGAAUCUGUGUGUGUAUUAUACUGUAGCUCCUGUUUUCCUUCACACACAUUCUUUUGGAAGUUUUUUUCUCAAUUUUCGUUAAUAUGUUAAAAAAAAAAAAAUGUCACCCACAUUUUAUUGCUUCGUUCUUGAGCUCUCAGUUUGUGGCGCUCUCAAGAUUCACUCAGCGACAUGUUGAUCUCUGACCUGCUGCUCAGGAUGAUGUGACGAUGUUGUCCUGAUGUGUUUCAGGCUGCAGGAUGAAUGAAGGUGAUGAUUCUGAUCAAUCGUUUUCAUUUCACUGCUUUCUAAUUGGUCAUCGACUGAAAGAUGAUGGAAAGUAGAAAUCUCGAUAUUUUUGGUGGCCCAGUGGUUAGUGUGCGCGCCCCUUGUACAGAGGCUUAAGUCCUCGAGAGCGGGCGGCCCGGGUUCAAGGCUGCCUGUUGCUCCUUUACUGCUUCCCCACUCUCUCUCUAUCCAGUUUCUGACUCUAUCCACUCUCCUGUCUCUAAAAUAAUCUGGAUAUUUGAAUCUGUUUUGUGCUACUGUCUGAUAGUGGACAUGAUUAAAGUGUUACAUGGUUGUAGCUCUGAACUAAGGCAGAAGCAUACGUACGUAGCCUGAAUUGCAAUAAUUAACUACGCGACGAAACUACCCAGACCGCAAGCCCGCUGCUAAUUGGUCGACAUUUUCCUGUCCUGGUGUGCUCCACAUGUACAACAUCGAGAUACCGAGUCUGAAAAUGACGAGAAGAUAAAGAAAUGUUCUUUGUAUCAUGAACCAUGAACCUCUCUAGGAUGUCUGCUCUCCUCUUCUUUACAAUAAUCUGCUGCUUGAUAUUUAUCAGCUCCAACUCCAACAUCAUUCGUUACAUUUCAGUCGCCAUGGUUUCCUGUACACAAACGAGCAGAAAAUGUGUUGCAGAGUUAUGCAGACAAACCAACCCACAAGUACGUAGUGCUUACGACUGAACGAAACUACGGAGUAGUUAAGACUCAACGCUGGAAGUAUAAAACCGGGCUGAAAGUCUGUAGUUUGGGUCCAAUCAUGGAAAUAGUGGGCCGAGCGAAGCCUGGCCUGGCUGACUGGUCAUCAAACUGAGGACUGGUCGACCUUAGUGUGACAUUUAAGUUCACACAGACGUGAUCUCUGGAAGAGGUGUGCACAUUUAACACUCUGGAGCGUCUUUAGAUAAGUGGUGUUUGGUUUCCACUGAUCUUAAAGCCUGAAUAUUCAUGGGUGGUGGUUGACCAACAACUAGAAAGACACAUGAGCAGACAUUUACAUCACCUUUGGUCUAAACCACGAUAUCCCAACCAUGUGGUCCAGACCCAAAAUGAGGUCACAUGGAGUUCAAAUGGGGUCCCCUGAAAUGUGUAAUUAUUAGUCAAAGUAAAAAAUAUCGGAGUGCUGAUAACCUAGCUGUUAUGACGUGCGACGUACGUGUAUAAAUUCUAUAUUCCCCAUCACAGCGGCCGUGGGUUCAAGUCCGACCUCUGCCCUUUGCUGCAGGUCAUCCCCCCGCUCUCUCCACCCAACAAGUCCUGUCCAUCUUCAGCUGUCCUAUCAAUAAAGGCAAAAAUAACUCAAAAAGUAUUGGAGCAUUCUGCCUUAAUUAAGCUACAAGACGUUAGCUCAUGCUAAAAACAUCUUGCAGUAUGUUGGUCUGUCUCUCAUCCAUGUGUCAUGCGUCCAGCGUACAAGCUCACCUGGCUGUUCACAUCGAACACAGAGACAUCCCGGCCUUUCUGCCCUGGCCACAAUAAUAUACCUGCAGUAAAUAAAUGUGGGGAUAAAUCAGGAUUUAAAUUUGAAUCGUUUUAGUAAAAAGCUUGAUGUGUUUUGGAUGCCUGGUUCUUCAGAGUUUUGUGAAGUCAAAGUGGGGUCACAAACUAAAAAAGACUGAACCAGUGUUCUCAACAUUCAUGGUGACUAAAUAUGAUCUGAUGUCUCCGAGGAGUUUCACUAUCGUUGUCUUUUCAGUCGAUGAUCAUGACAGAAACAUUGGUGAAAUAAUGAUUUGUUGGAUUUCCUACUUUUUAAACCAUCUGCAGCUCGGGAACCAGGAACAGGCUCGCCUGUUAAUGACAGCAUCAUCAGAGGAAAAUGGCCGCCUCUUAAUAUGGUUGAAUGAAGGAGGCUUCCUCAGACAUGCAUGAUGCAGCUGUCGCCCAUCACCUUCAUUUACUUCUGCUCUUUCCUCCAGAGCUUCCUCAGAGUGUCAGAGCGUGUAAGGAUUUUCAACAUAUCCCUCCUCGCUUGUUGUUUUCAGAAAGUCUGGGUAGAAAUGUUUUUCUAUUUAUACAGCCAGUGUGGUUUUUUUUUUCUGUGAGUUGGACGUAAGAAGGAUUGAGAAGAGAAUCAUUUUUUAGAAGAGAAUAUGUUCGUCUUCUUUGAGACGACAGACGGCGUCCUGUACGUCGUCCACUCGAGCCUGCAGAGCGCAGACAUGCAGCUGCAUCUGGACCGCCCCCCCUCCUGAGUUCCUGCUUUUUAUGUUUCACUGACGAGGUUUAUUCUUUCAGUAUUUGAGUCUUUGCUUUUGACAGAGUAUGUUUUAUUUAACCCUUUUAAGUGAUCCUUAAGAGUCAAUGUUCAGAGGAGCUUCACGUCGCAGAAACAUUUGAAUUUUAUUCAUGAACCCAGCAACGAUCAGGUGGUUUCACAUCCGAUUGGAAACUCCUUAUUUUCAGUUGUACAGCUUUACGGUUCCAAGUGUCGCUAACUUUCCUCCUUUGUAUCUUUUCAUUUCCUUUUUUUUAACAUAACUUGUUUUGUUAUUUCUGUGAUUUGGAGUUUCAGAAAAGAACAAUAAAAACAUUUUACACUCUU